AUGGCUGCUGUAUACAAGAGCUUGUCGAAGAAGACCGACCAAAAGGCUGAGGCGCCUGCCGAUGGUGUUGUAAAGAGGGCCAACAAGCAGCGUGUCUUGUUGCUCUCUAGCAGAGGCGUGACGUACAGACACCGACAUCUCCUCAACGACUUGGCCACCUUGAUGCCUCAUGCGAAGAGAGAUGUCAAGUGGGAUCAGAAGUCGAACCUUUCAGGUCUUAAUGAGCUCGCUGAGCUCUACAACUGCAAUCACAUCUGCUAUUUCGAGGCUCGCAAAGGAAAGGAUCUUUACAUCUACUUGGCCAAGACGCCCAACGGCCCCUGUGUGAAGUUCCAUGUGCAGAACAUUCAUACUAUGGAAGAGCUCAAUUUCCCUGGAAAUUGCUUGAAAGGAUCUCGUCCGAUCCUGUCCUUCGACAGCGCGUUUGAAACAGAACCCCAUCUGCAACUCAUCAAAGAAAUCCUGAUCCAGCAAUUUGGCGUCCCGCAGGGCACGCGCAAAUCGAAACCUUUCGUCGAUCGCGUCAUGGGCUUCAGCUAUCUUGACGGCAAGAUCUGGUUGCGGAAUUUUGAGAUCAAGGAGCAGGAAUCUAACGGACAGGAGGAUGGGGAAACCGUAACCAAAGGUGGCAAGACCAUUUCCACGUCACUUCAGGAAAUCGGCCCUAGGGUUACCCUGACGCCCGUGAUCGUUCAAGAGGGCUCAUUUGGCGGACCUCUUAUCUUCGAAAACAGAAACUUCGUCAGCCCCAACUUUGUGCGUGCUGAUCUCAGAAGGCAGAAGGCUGCCAGGCACAACGCCCGGGCCGAGAAGGUUGUUGAACGGCUGUCAAAGAAGGGUGAUCUUGGUCUCAGGUCCAAGGAUGGACAGCCUGUGGCCAAGGAUGAGUUGGACACUAAGGCCUUGUUUGCGUAA
Colletotrichum truncatum is the source of this 915-nucleotide messenger RNA. Its product is annotated as ribosome biogenesis protein brx1. Gene Ontology annotation, cellular component: nucleolus. The record is from RefSeq and is a predicted model, not a curated record. Lineage: Eukaryota; Fungi; Ascomycota; Sordariomycetes; Glomerellales; Glomerellaceae. Gene Ontology annotation, molecular function: rRNA binding. Gene Ontology annotation, biological process: rRNA processing; ribosomal large subunit assembly.